AUGAUUGACAACGAACUACGACAGCUGAAUAAAUCUUUGACUAGAAACGCUUAUCCCGACGCAUUUAUCGAAAGGCACAGCAAGCCUAAAGUGAUCAGACAAACGAAUUCGUCAGCAGAAAAACUACUAGUCACCAUUUGUCUUCCAUUCAAACGUGACGACAUCAAUUGCUUGCUCAAACGACCACUUGGAUCAGCACUUGCCCGAACAUAUUAUGCAGCUGACCUCAGAAUUGUUCAUCGAACGAUUGAGAUCCCCACACCGUCGGUGAAACAACGUCUACCUCUGUACACCAAAUCGAACCUGAUUUACCAAUUUCAGUUUAGUCGCGGAGCAACCUACGUGGGUCGAACAGAGCGGCAGUUACGUAACCGAGUGAUUGAAUAUAUUCCAAAUUGGGUACAACGUUUUGUGAUGCAAUCAGGGUCAGAUCAAAGGCAUAAUGACAACGUUCGAAACCAUAAGAUCCCGUCGUCGGCCGUCGCUCGUCAUCUUCUGAUGACGCAACAUCCAGCUGACCGAAGCACUGCGUUUCGGGUCAUUCACGUGGCAAAGAAUACCAGGCUUUUUAGAACACCGAACAACUCUGGCCGUCCGGACCGUGAUAACUCAUCUGGUGGAGCUUUUACCCGCUUUGCGUCUGUGGAAUAUGAACGUGGUCUGGUCCGAACACUAUUUCAAACAGCACGACAUAUCUGCACAGAAGACAUGAUUGACAACGAACUACGACAGCUGAAUAAAUCUUUGACUAGAAACGCUUAUCCCGACGCAUUUAUCGAAAGGCACAGCAAGCCUAAAGUGAUCAGACAAACGAAUUCGUCAGCAGAAAAACUACUAGUCACCAUUUGUCUUCCAUUCAAACGUGACGACAUCAAUUGCUUGCUCAAACGACCACUUGGAUCAGCACUUGCCCGAACAUAUUAUGCAGCUGACCUCAGAAUUGUUCAUCGAACGAUUGAGAUCCCCACACCGUCGGUGAAACAACGUCUACCUCUGUACACCAAAUCGAAUCUGAUUUACCAAUUUCAGUUUAGUCGCGGAGCAACCUACGUGGGUCGAACAGAGCGGCAGUUACGUAACCGAGUGAUUGAAUAUAUUCCAAAUUGGGUACAACGUUUUGUGAUGCAAUCAGGGUCAGAUCAAAGGCAUAAUGACAACGUUCGAAACCAUAAGAUCCCGUCGUCGGCCAUCGCUCGUCAUCUUCUGAUGACGCAACAUCCAGCUGACCGAAGCACUGCGUUUCGGGUCAUUCACGUGGCAAAGAAUACCAGGCUUUUUAGCUUUGUGUCUGUGGAAUAUGAACGUGGUCUGGUCCGAACACUAUUUCAAACAGCACGACAUAUCUGCACAGAAGACAUGAUUGACAACGAACUACGACAGCUGAAAGAAUCUUUGACUAGAAACGCUUAUCCCGAUGCAUUUAUCGAAAGGCACAGCAAGCCUAAAGUGAUCAGACAAACGAAUUCGUCAGCAGAAAAACUACUAGUCACCAUUUGUCUUCCAUUCAAACGUGAUGACAUCAAUUGCUUGCUCAAACGACCACUUGGAUCAGCGCUUGCCCGAACAUAUUAUGCAGCUGACCUCAGAAUUGUUCAUCGAACGAUUGAGAUCCCCACACCGUCGGUGAAACAACGUCCACCUCUGUUCACCAAAUCGAAUCUGAUUUACCAAUUUCAGUGUAGUUGCGGAGCUACCUACGUGGGUCCAUCUUGCAAUAUAUGA
Messenger RNA from Fasciola hepatica (liver fluke), 1722 nucleotides. The record is from the annotation of a GenBank genome assembly. Lineage: Eukaryota; Metazoa; Platyhelminthes; Trematoda; Plagiorchiida; Fasciolidae.